CAACUGCACGAGCGCCCGACCGGUUUUUCAGAAGAACAAGGAGAAGGAGUUGACGAGUCCGAAUUUUUUGCACCACGAGCGGCCUCGUCUUGCCGGCGGGUGUUGGGCCGCGAGACCGAGGCUCACAUUGAAGCGGACAACAGGGACAGCCGAGCGGACACCGCCGUCCUCAC
Molecule: messenger RNA, 173 nt
Organism: Amoebophrya sp. A120
Lineage: Eukaryota; Dinophyceae; Syndiniales; Amoebophryaceae
Source: the annotation of a GenBank genome assembly